Molecule: messenger RNA, 4131 nt
Organism: Talaromyces stipitatus ATCC 10500
Lineage: Eukaryota; Fungi; Ascomycota; Eurotiomycetes; Eurotiales; Trichocomaceae
Product: EF hand domain protein
Exons: 6
Coding region: 1-3837 (1278 amino acids)
Biological process (GO): endosomal transport; endocytosis
Cellular component (GO): cytoplasm; plasma membrane
Molecular function (GO): calcium ion binding; protein binding
Source: RefSeq, a predicted model, not a curated record
AUGGCGGAAGCAGCUCCUCCCAACCUGAACCUCACUGCGGAGGAAAAGCGGGUAUUCUUCCAAUUGUUCCAAGCGGCCGAUACAACGAAUCUGGGAGUUGUUACUGGCGAACAUGCGGUUCCUUUCUUUGAGAAGACGAAGCUUCCUCCUGAUACUUUGGGUCUGAUAUGGCAGAUAGCAGACAAGGAGAAUCGCGGCCUACUCACGCCUUCGGGAUUCUCGAUGGUGUUGAGGCUUAUUGGUCACGCGCAAGCUGGCCGUGCUCCGACAGAUGAAUUGGCUUUACAGCCCGGCCCUUUACCUCGCUUUGAAGGAAUUCAAGUUGCUACAAGUACACCCUCUCGUCCUUCGACGACAAGCCCACCCCCAGGUGGCCCUCCCGCUGCCUCCGGAGCUCCCGUCCGAGUUCCUCCUUUGAACCCGGAAGAUGCAAAUAAGUUUAAUUCUCUGUUUGAGAAAUCAGAUACACCGGGUGGAUUCAUGUCAGGGGAAACUGCAAAGCAGAUCUUUGAGCGUGCGCGGCUACCGAAUGAGGUCCUAGGCAGGAUAUGGAACCUCUCUGAUACUAAACAGCGCGGCCAACUUGAUGCUACUGACUUCAUAAUUGCUAUGCAUCUGUUGACUUCUUUCAAAACUGGCGCAAUGCGGGGUAUCCCAUCGACCCUCCCUGCUGGUCUGUAUGAAGCAGCAGCAAGACGAGGUGCUGUCCGUACUUCGACUGGAUCUCGCAUCACUCCCGAUGUGCCGCCAGUGCCGGCUAUUCCUACACAGUUUACUGGAUCUCAGCGGACCCAGAGCCCGUUGAAUAGACAGCCCUUCACUCCCCUUUCCGCACAAUCCACGGGUGCCGAGUGGUUGAUCAGCCCGCAAGAGAAGGCGCAAUUUGACAAUAUAUUCGCUACUGUGGACACGGCAAAAGCCGGAAUCAUAAGUGGCGACCAGGCAGUUGCAUUUUUCACGAAUGCUCAACUACCUGAAGAUGUCCUUGCUCAGAUUUGGGAUCUUGCUGAUAUCGAUGCCGACGGACAACUAACCAGAGAUGAGUUCGCCGUGGCGAUGUAUCUUGUACGACAGCAACGAAGUAAGAAGGAGCCAUUACCCGCAACAUUACCUUCCGCUUUGAUUCCUCCAAGUAUGCGCCGACCUGGUACAGCCGUCCCUCCAUCAGUCGUACCAGCACCGGCACCGGCACCGGCACCAGCGCCAGCGCCAGCGCCACUUCCACGCUCGGCGGCUGACGAUCUCUUUGGCCUGGAUGCAUUUACCGCACCAACACCAGCAACCCCUGCUCAAAUCCCGCAGUCUACUGGAGGCUCAAAUGCGCCAAUGUUCCAAUCCCCUGGGUCACCUUCAUCGCGUACCUCUCAACAGGGCCCCGCUGCCUCACUAUUCAAGCCAUUUGUACCUUCAUCCCAGUUUGGUCAAAGCCUCGGUCCACAAUUGACCGGUGCUGCCUCUGCGACAAGGUCGCCUCCCCCUCCUUCUGACGAUCUCUUGGGUGAUAACGACCCAGAAGAAACAAAGAAAUUGACCAACGAAACGACGGAGCUGGCAAACUUGUCAAACCAGAUUGGAUCGCUAUCUAAGGAAAUGCAAAAUGUGCAGACGAAGCGUGCCACAAUCGAGCAAGAGUUCACGCAGUCAUCGCAGCAGAAGCGUGACUUUGAAGCACGUCUAGCCCAGGCUCGAUCCAUGUAUGAAAAGGAGGUGAAGGACUACAAAGCGUUAGAGGAGCGGCUAAAUGUUUCUCGAACUGAGACCAAAAAGCUUCAACAGGACUAUGCUCUCAUUGAAGGUAGCCGUCAGGAUCUGCAAAACCAAUAUGAGCAGAUUUCAGCUGCACUUGUUGCUGACCAAACUGAGAAUGCCUCUCUGAAAGAAAAGAUACGCCAGGCCAAUGCCGCAGUCAGUCAGCUAAAGCCAGCGUUAGAGAAAGCGCGCUCCGAUGCUCGUCAACAAAAAGGUCUAGUUGCUAUCAACAAAAAGCAAUUGGCUACAGUUGAGGGCGAAAGGGACAAGAUUCAGGGUGAGAUUGAUACGCUAGCUAAAGAAGCUCAGGAGGCUGCUGAGUCGAGUCGCCAGGUUUCUAGCCCGACCGGCGUAGGAAGUCCGGCGUUGUCUACUACCAGCCAGCAAACAAAUCCUUUCUUUAGACGGACAGCAACAGAAACGUCUGACAGAACUGUUUCUUCUGCUCCACCUUCUACCCAUGCCGCCUUUGAUAGUCUUUUUGGGCCUUCAUUCACCCAGCCGUCGGCAUCAUCCACUCCACCGCCGCCGACUUCAUUUGGAGCGGCAUCACCUCUUGCAACACGAGCACACGAAACUUCUGCAAGUUCCCCCAACUCUGGAAUCCCAACUCCAUCUGUCUCGCCUCCACCAUCCCAAACUACAAUUGAACCACCUGCCCCUUCUCAAUCACAACAGAUAACCCCUAUCUUCCUCCCACUAGAACAUAACCUUGAAUCACCAUCCAACAACACUUCAACUGCUGUAUCUCCACCUGCUAGUCGUUUCGGUGCACCAGACGAGCCGCCUUCACGGACUGGUUCGGCAGUUCCGUCAGUACACAAUGCGGGAAAUGAGCUCCCUGUGGCACGAUCUCCUUUUGAUGAGUUUGAGCCGCGUGUAGCUUCACCUGCUGCGUCAAAUGAACAAGCGGCUCCGCCUAUCUCUUCAGUACCAGGAGCCUUCCCAGAGGCUGCUGGCGAGAGUCAUCAGUCAUCUGAAACUUCGCCGGAGCAGAAAAAAGAACAGAGUUUUGAUGAGCUGUUUGGAAACUUCGCUCGUGAACGCUCUCAGUCACAAAAGGCGAGCGACUUUGAUGAAGCCUUUGCUGGAAUGAAGCCACGAAGCACUCAUAGUACGGAACCAGCAGCAGCAGCAAACGGAACUGGUGAAUUCCCUCCCAUCAGGGAAUUAGAUAAUGACGAUGAUGACGAUAGCACGGACAGUGAAGCACCCAUGGGAUUUGACGACAACUUUACUCCAGCAUCUCCACUCCGCAAUGAGGAGCACUCUAAAAACGAAUCCAUUGAUUCAACACAACUACAAGCGUUCCCAAUUCCAGGCAGUAGUGUGACCACUUCGCAGCCUCCACCACCUGACGCUCAGCGAUCUCCACCUAGCUAUGAUACGUCUACCGCUGAUAGGAAACCGGAUGACUUCCCUCCUGCAUUCCAAGGUCUGUUACCAAGUCGAAGCGACCCAACUGCGGCACCUGAUGCCCCCCAUGCCGUUGAAUCGAGCACCGGCGCACCGAUCGUCACCGGAGAGCCGCAGAGAAAGGCAGGACCAGCCGAUUUUGACGCCGCGUUUGCCGAUCUUAACCUGGCCCCUGCAAAGGAAGAUGAUUCAGAAGACGAGUCAGAAGACGAAGCAGGAGCUCAAUCUCGACCACAGAAUGACUUUGAUUUCUCAUUUGACACUCCUGCCGCCGCUCCAGCAGCCAAGUCUGCUAUGCCGAAUACAGCUGCUGCAGAUUUCUUCAACUUUGAUAGCAACGUAGCUACAUCGACGACUUCGCAAGCAGGGCACGAUCAGCCAUCCACGUCAGCUGCGGGUGAUCACGAUUGGAACGCUCUCUUUGCACCUCUAGAUAACGCUAAGCCCGCAUCACCUAGCAACGGCAGUGCUCCUGCUCCUGCUGCUACUAGUACUACUGCUGCGCCCGAACCCCGAAAACCAGGGUGGGCCCUCGACAAUGAUACGGGAGACGACCUGAUUUUACAACGAUUAACAGGUAUGGGCUUUCCGCGCGACGAGUCACUAGCUGCGUUGGAGAAGUUCGACUAUAACAUUGAUAAGGCCGCCGAUUAUCUCACAUCCAGGUCUUGAUCGAACAGAGAGCGAAACAAGAAUAAAACAAAACGUUGUAUAUACUAUCCUAUCUCAUUUGUCUACACAACCCCGGUCUACAUUAUCCUCUAUUUCCCUUGCCCAUUUUGUUUUCUGUUUACUCAACUGAUGUCAUCUUUCUUUGCGUGUUAUCUUGUUUUAAGAUCAUUUUGUUUUGUCUGAUCUUAGUAUCUAUCCCGUCUUGCCUUUUCUUUGUGUUUUAUCGAUGGUAGUGUAUAUCUAAUUCAAGUCCUUGGUUAAUGAGUACAUAAUUCAUAGACAUGCUUUCUCCGC